AUGGAGCAGAGAGGCUGGGAGUGGUGGCUGUUACUGCUGGUGGGCAUCCACCUGGCUGGUGGCCAGUGCCCAGAGCAAUGCCAGUGCGUCCGCACCGCCCAGGUAGAGUGCUCCGGUGCCGGCAUCACAACGGUGCCCAGCCCCAUCCCUGCGAACGCCAUGACCCUACAGAUCAUCAACACGCACAUCACCGAGCUGGGCGACGCCUCCUUCGGCAACGCCUCCCUGCUGAUCGGGCUGCGCAUCGAGAAGAACGACCUGGCGCGCAUCAGCCCCGGCGCCUUCCAGCACCUGCCCGACCUGCGCUACCUCAGCCUGGCCAGCAACAAGCUGCAGGAGCUGCCCGUGCAGGUCUUUCAGCCACUGGGCAAGCUGGAGUCUCUGCUCCUUUCCAGCAACCAGAUCUUCCGCAUUGAGCCUUCCCACUUUGCCCACUUGAGCAACCUCAGGGAGCUGCAGCUGCACGGGAACAACCUGCAGGAGCUGAAGGAGGGGGUGUUUGACCAGCUCACUGGCCUGACCAAGCUCAACCUGGCCAGGAACAACUUGGAGCGGCUGCCGCCCAGGGCCUUCGAGCGGCUGGCGCGGCUGCAGGUGCUGCGGCUCUACGAGAACCGGCUCCGGCAGGUCCCGCCAGGCGCCUUCGACGGGCUGCCCGAGCUGCAGGAGCUGGGGCUGCACCAGAAUCAGCUGCAGGCGCUUUCCUCGGACCUCUUCUUGCACAAUGGAAACCUGCAGAAGCUCUACCUGUCCAACAACCUCCUCACAGCCCUGCCGAGCGGUGUCUUCGUGCCCCUGCGUGCCCUGGCCAGGAUCACCCUGCAUGCCAACCGCCUGCGGAGCGUCUCCCCCGGCGCCUUCGGGCCCGCGCCUGACCUGCGGGAGCUGUGGCUCUACGACAACGAGCUUCCCACCCUCCCUGCCGCCGUCUUCAGCAACCUCACCCAGCUGCAGCUUCUGGUGCUCAGCAAGAACCGGCUGCGCUCGGUGGCGCCGGGGGCGUUCCAGGGCUUGGGGGAGCUACUGGAGCUGUCGCUGCACUCCAACGCCCUGCGCCGCCUGGAUGCCCAGGUGCUGGAGGGGCUGCCCAAGCUGCAGAACCUCUCCCUGCACCACAACCAGCUGCAGGCUCUGCCGCGGGGCCUCUUCAGGGCCACUCCAGGGCUGCAGCAUGUGCAGCUGCACUCCAAUGCCCUGGAGUACCUGCCCGCUGGCAUCUUCUCCCCCUUGGCUGGCCUCCGAGAGGUGAAGCUGCACAACAACUCCUGGCGCUGUGAUGAGGUCAUUCUGCCCCUGCGAGGCUGGCUGGAGGACAACCCCCACAAGGUGGGCGAGACACCCCCUCUCUGUGCCCAGCCCCCUGCCCUGCGGGGCACCCCCAUUGCCAGGCUGCCACAGGACCAGCUCCGCUCCACCCAGCCCCCCAGUGCCUCCUCCCACACCAGCACCCUGCUCCCUGCUCAUCCCUCUGAGGCAGGAUCACUAGAGGGUGCUUGGAUGGAGCCCUCCACAGAGCUGCCAGUCUCCCCACAGGAGAAGGAGGAGGAAGAGGAGAGGGGGUGCGAGGGGCAGCUCCGCCCCAGCAGGAACAGCUCCGUCAGGCGGCUUCCCAUCAGCUCCAGAACACGGCGUCCCAGCUCGGUCACCGGCUCCCUGCAACCCUUCCGCAGCUCGGGGGUGGUCUCCAAAAUGUCAUACUGGUGCAGGCUCAUGGUCUACAUGCUGCUGGGGCUGGAGACCCUUCUGGUGGGAGGGCUGCCCCUGCCCUGUCCCCCUGCUUGCCAGUGCUAUGACAGCUCCAAAGUCUUCUGCUCAGAGGAAAGGAUGCGAGAGAUCCCGGCGGGCCUGCCAGGGAAUGCCACUCAGCUCUUCUUCGUGGAGACAGCCCUGAGCAGCAUCCGCAGUGGGGCCCUGGGCUUCAGUACCACCCUCACUAAGCUGGUCUUCCUCAAAAACGACAUCCAGGAGCUGGAUCCCGAUGCAUUCUGGGGGCUGCCCAACCUCACCGAACUGGAGGUGUCAGGUAACCCCUUGCUAGCAGUCAGCCCUGGGCUGCUGGUAGGGCUGCCCAACCUCAGCAAGCUCUCACUGAGUGCUAACACCAUCCGCUCCCUGGAGCCAGGGUUCUUUGCUAGCGCCCAGCACCUGCAGGACCUGUGCUUGCAGGGGAACAAGAUUGAGUCCCUGUCCCCCGGCAUCUUCCGCCCCCUCCGGCGCCUCCAGGCGCUGGACCUCUCCCAGAAUGUGCUGGCUGAGCUGCCGGCCGGGCUGCUGGCCCCCCUCACUGCCCUGCGCCUCCUCAAGCUCAGCGACAACCUCCUGACACGAGUGUCCCCAGCUGCAUUCAGCGGCCUAGACAGGCUGGUCGAGCUCCACCUGGACGGGAACCGGCUGGAGGGGCUGCCAGCCGGCAUCUUCACCGGGCUGGGGGCGCUGCGGCGCCUGCAGCUGCAACACAAUGCCCUGCGCAGCCUGGCCCCUGACACCUUUGCCAGCCUCCACAACCUCACCACCCUCAGCCUGGAGGGCAACCGCCUGGCUGCUCUGCCCACCACCCUCCUUGCUGGUACCCCACACCUCCUCCAUCUUUCACUGGCUCGCAAUCAGCUGGAGGUGCUGCCCCAGGGGCUCUUUGCCAACCUGUCUGUGUUGCAGACCCUGGUGCUCUCCCACAACAGCAUGGUUCACCUUCCCGCUGGGGUUUUCCAGGGGCUGGUGGGGCUGGUGACACUGCAGCUGAGCCACAACAAUCUCUCCAGCCUGCUGCCUGGGUUGCUGGCUGGGCUACCUCUCCUCACUGCUCUGGCACUGGACCACAACCACCUGGCCCACCUGCCCCCGAAGCUCUUUGAUGACAAUUUGGAUCUGGCACAAGUGGGGCUGGCUCACAACCCCUGGGCCUGUGACUGCCACCUCGUCUAUCUGCUGAGCUGGCUUCAGAGCUUUGCUGAGCCCCUCACCCACGCGCAAGCCUCCUGUGCCAGCCCAGCCCCUCUCCAGGGACAGUCCCUGCUGGAGGUGCCCCAGGGGCAACUAGAGUGCCCAGGAUCACCCACUCUCCCCACAGAGCAGCACUGGAACAGGGAGCCAGCGGAGGAUGCUCUGCAGCAGUGCACCUACAGCAACCCUGAGGGCACUGUAAGCAUGGCCUGCGAUGCCACAAGCUGCCAGCAGCUCAGCCUUCGCCUUCCCUCACCUCCUGGGCAGGCAGUGGGGCCUGGGCUGGCAUACCAGGGCACCUGGAUACUGCACUCCCACUGUGGCACACUGCAGGUCAGCAUCCUCAUCACGCCACAGAUGAGGGAUGAGGCCAUGUCGCCAGGUCUCCCCGCUGUGCCCUAGAGCUGGGGUAGGC
Molecule: messenger RNA, 3355 nt
Organism: Indicator indicator
Lineage: Eukaryota; Metazoa; Chordata; Aves; Piciformes; Indicatoridae
Gene: LRRC15
Product: leucine rich repeat containing 15
Exons: 3
Coding region: 1-3342 (1113 amino acids)
Cellular component (GO): plasma membrane
Molecular function (GO): protein binding
Source: RefSeq, a predicted model, not a curated record